Malania oleifera is the source of this 4756-nucleotide messenger RNA. RefSeq names its product protein NAP1. Bases 472 to 4629 code for a protein of 1385 amino acids. Gene Ontology annotation, cellular component: SCAR complex. The transcript has 24 exons. NCBI's taxonomy places the organism in Eukaryota, Viridiplantae, Streptophyta, Magnoliopsida, Santalales, Ximeniaceae. The record is from RefSeq and is a predicted model, not a curated record. Gene Ontology annotation, biological process: cell projection assembly; cortical actin cytoskeleton organization; cell migration.
CUGGGCCGGACGAGGGCCAUCUGGACCCGCCGGCGGGGGAGCGGGGGAGGGGUGCGUAUGUACGCCCCCAGUGUUCGUUAGCGUUCCGUUGCCGCAUACGGGGAUGGGAAGAGCGAAGAAAGAAAACGAAAGAAAAUAAGGCAAUUCUGUCCGAUGAAUCUUUCCUGUCUACACCUCUUUAAAGGCGGAACAAAUCAUCAGCGAAGCCUUUCCAACAGUGAUACGGCCAAAACGAGCUUGAACCGCAGAGAAAUUGAACCAAAAAAUAAGAGGAAAAAACAAAAAGGGAAAAUUCAACUGCACCUUCUCUCCCCUCUAGCUCUCUCUCGCGCUUCCUCUCUUCUUGGUUCUGGAGCUCAGAUCUGAAAGAGCUUCGUGUUGUGGAUGUAUCUCAUUCCCAGCUUGAAUGAAGCACUCCUUUUCUGAAGUUACAGCAUUUGCUUCCACGAUAUUUAAGAAAAUUGCUACACAAUGGCAAAAUCAAAGCAACAAUAUUCGACCCAAAAUGCAUCGGUGUCGCCUACAGCUGCAAGAUCAAGGGAAUGGGAAGGCCCAUCAAGAUGGACGGAGUACUUGAGUCAAGAAACGGCUUUUUCUCCUGUGGCAGCAACUAGGAGUUCUAAGAAUGUAGCUUCUGAAGGAAAGUCCCAGAGUUCAGGGGGGCCUAAUAAAGGCUUGAACAUGCAGUGGGUAGUUCAAAUCACCCAAGUUGGGGAAGGCCUGUUGUCUAAAAUGUAUAGACUGAAUCAGAUUUUGGACUAUCCUGAUGUGGCAAGUCAUGUAUAUUCGGAAGCAUUUUGGAAAGCAGGUAUUUUCCCCAACCAUCCAAGGAUUUGUAUGUUGAUAUCGAAGAAGUUUCCGGAGCAUCCUAGCAAACUACAACUUGAGCGUGUUGACAAGGUUGCAUUGGAUGCUCUGCAUGACAAUGGGGAACUUUAUUUACAAAGCUUGGAACCAUGGGUUCAGAUGCUGCUUGACUUGAUGGCAUUUCGAGAGCAAGCCUUGCGACUCAUACUGGAUCUGAGCAGUACAGUUAUUACCUUGUUGCCCCAUCAGAACUCACUUAUACUACAUGCAUUUAUGGAUCUCUUUUGUUCCUUUGUCCGUGUCAAUCUCUUCUCCGAGAAAAUACCAAGGAAAAUGAUGCUGCAAAUAUAUAACCUUUUGCAUGCCAUGUUAAGAAAUGACAGAGACUGUGAUUUUUAUCAUCGGUUGGUUCAAUUCAUAGACUCUUAUGACCCACCAUUGAUAGGGUUACAUGAAGACCUAAAUUUUGUUAGCCCUCGUAUUGGAGAGGUUUUAGAAGCUGUGGGCCCUGUAAUUUUUCUUUCUACAGAUACAAGGAAACUGAGAAAUGAGGGGUUUCUAAGUCCAUUUCAUCCUCGAUAUCCAGACAUACUUACAAAUUCUGCACACCCUAUGAGAGCCCAAGAUUUAGCUAAUGUGACUUCUUAUCGGGAGUGGGUACUAUUUGGGUAUCUUGUUUGCCCUGAUGAACUACUCCGUGUAACGAGCAUUGAUAUAGCUUCGGGUGUAUUGAAGGAAAACUUAGUUAUCAAAUUAUUUAGGGAUGAGUAUAUACUGUUGCACGAGGAUUAUCAGUUAUAUGCUUUGCCACGGAUAUUAGAGUCAAAGAAGAUGGCAAAAUUGGGACGUACAAAGCAAAAGGAAGCGGACCUGGAGUAUAGUGUUGCAAAGCAGGUUGAGAAAAUGUUGAGUGAAGUGCAUGAGCAAGCAUUAGCAUCUUGUGAUUCAAUACACCAUGAGAGAAGAAUAUUGCUAAAACAAGAGAUUGGAAGGAUGGUGCUAUUUUUUACUGAUCAGCCGAGUUUGUUGGCUCCUAAUAUUCAGAUGGUUUUUUCUGCCUUAGCCUUGGCACAAUGUGAGGUCCUGUGGUAUUUCCAGCAUGUAGGAAUUGCCUCGUCAAAAUCUAAAGCUGCUCGUAUGGCACCAGUUGACAUAGAUCCAAGUGAUGCAACUAUAGGGUUCUUACUGGAUGGGAUGGACUGUCUUUGUUGUUUAGUGCGGAAGUAUAUUGCUGCAAUAAGGGGGUAUGCAUUAUCAUAUCUUUCAUCUUCUGCUGGUAGAAUCCGGUUUUUGCUGGGGACUCCAGGAAUGGUGGCUUUAGACUUAGAUGCGAGCUUGAAAGGGCUUUUUCAGCAGAUUGUUCAGCAUCUUGAAAACAUACCAAAGCCACAGGGUGAAAAUAUUUCUGCCAUCACAUGCGAUCUAUCUGAAUUGCGCAAGGAUUGGUUGUCAGUAUUGAUGAUUGUAACAUCUGCUCGGUCAUCUAUAAACAUCAGACAUUUGGAAAAAGCUACAGUUUCCACUGGGAAGGAAGGGUUAAUAGCAGAAGGAAAUACUGCAUAUAAUUGGUCCAGGUGUGUUGACGAACUGGAGUCUCUGCUAUCGAAGCAUGGAAGUCUUAAAAAUCUCUAUUUUUAUCACCCACAUCUUACAGCAGUUUUCAGGAACACCAUGUUUGGACCAGAAGGACGUCCUCAACACUGCUGUGCAUGGCUUGGUAUUGCUAGUAGUUUCCCAGAGUGUGCUUCUCCUAUUGUUCCUGAAGAGGUAGCUAAAAUUGGUCGUGAUGCAGUUCUAUAUGUUGAGUCUCUCAUUGAAUCCAUCAUGGGGGGAUUGGAAGGAUUAAUCAAUAUCCUUGAUUCAGAAGGAGGUUUUGGCUCCCUAGAGAUGCAGCUUCUUCCAGAGCAGGCAGCUAUACACAUAAACAAUUCAUCAAGAGUUUCAAUUCCUUCAGUGAAAUCUCCAAAGGGAGUUGCUGGUUUUUCUUUGCCCGGUCAUGAGAGCUAUCCAGAAAAUAACAGUUCAAUCAAAAUGUUAGAAGCUGCAAUGCAGAGGCUGACGAACUUGUGUUCGGUCCUGAAUGAUAUGGAACCUAUAUGUGUUUUGAACCACGUAUUUGUUCUAAGGGAGUACAUGAGAGAAUGCAUUCUUGGAAACUUCAGGAGGAGAUUGCUUGCAGUAUUGAAAACCGAUAAUGAUCUUCAACGACCUUCUGUUCUCGAGUCACUGAUUCGCAGACAUAGCAGCAUAGUCCAUCUAGCAGAGCAUCAUAUCAGCAUGGAUCUAACCCAGGGUAUCCGUGAAAUUUUAAUUACAGAAACCUUCUCAGGCCCUGUUUCUUCUCUGCACUUGUUCGAGAAAUCGGCAGAGCAGCAUACUGGAUCAGCCAUUGAAGCUGUAUGCAGCUGGUACAUUGAGAACAUAGUGAAGGAUGUAUCUGGUGCUGGAAUCCUGUUUGCACCCAUCCACAAAUGCUUCAAGAGUACAAGGCCAGUUGGUGGAUAUUUUGCAGAGUCAGUCACAGAUCUCAGAGAAUUGCAAGCCUUUGUUCGCAUUUUUGGUGGUUAUGGUGUUGACAGGCUUGAUAGAAUGAUGAAAGAACACACAGCAGCACUUUUGAAUUGCAUUGACACAUCAUUGCGAUCAAACCGUGAUGUGUUGGAGGGAAUUGCUGGAAGCAUGCAUUCUGGUGACCGUGUAGAAAGAGAAGCAUGUUUGAAACAGAUCGUUGAUGUUGAGACAGUGAUUGGAUUUUGUAUUCAGGCAGGGCAAGCCUUGGCUUUUGAUCAACUACUGGCAGAAGCUGCUGGUGCUGUUCUUGAAGAAGGUGCAUCCCUCAUACACUCAUUACUGGCUGGACUGGUUAAACACUUACCUAAUGAAUUACCCGAGAAGAAGGAAAUUAGGAGGUUGCAGGGGGUAGCAAACAGUGUUGGAGUUGUUGCUGAUCAUGAUUCUGAAUGGGUAAGAUCGAUCUUGGAAGAUGUUGGGGGGGCAAAUGAUGGUUCGUGGAGCUUAUUGCCAUACCUGUUCAUGACAUUCAUGACAUCCAAUAUCUGGCACACCACUGCAUUCAAUGUUGAAACAGGGGGCUUCAAUAAUAACAUUCAUUGCUUAGUUAGGUGCAUCAGUGCUGUAAUUGCAGGAAGUGAAUUUGUUAGAUUGGAAAGGGAGCAUGAGCAGAAGUUGUCUAUGUCCAAUGGCCAUGUGGGUGAUCCUGAAAUGCAGAGCCGCUUGUCAGCCGAAGCAAACAUAAAAUCUGCAAUGCAGAUCUUUAUUAAAUUCGCUACAGUGAUUAUUCUAGAUUCUUGGAGCGAAUCUAACAGGUCUCAUCUUGUGGCAAAGCUUAUCUUCUUGGACCAACUCUGUGAGACAUCACCAUAUCUUGCAAGAAGCUCACUUGAAGCUCAUGUCCCCUAUGCCAUUCUCCAUUCAAUAUAUAACCAGUGCUAUGCAGAUUCUCCAUCCAUGCCGCUGGCAUUACUAACUGCAUCACCCCGUCAUUCACCCGCCAUGCCUUUAUCACAUGCAUCCCCUAUACCUCGGCAGCCCCAUGGAGACACAACUCCUCACACAAAUGCUAAUAAUUCAGGCUAUUUCAAAGGAUCUGCAACUCGUAGUCAGGAGCAUCUCGGGGAUACUGUUAGUGGAAAUUUACGUGGCACUGACAGCAAACAUCGAAAUGUACGGAGGUCUGGGCCAUUAGAUUACAGAUCAAAUCAGAAAGUAAAGUUUGUCGAAGGAUCAACUUCAGGCAGCUCGGGUCCCAGCCCACUGCCCAGAUUUGCAGUGUCAAGGUCUGGUCCUAUAUCAUACAUGUAGGUAAAUGGAUGAAAGUUGAAUUAUCUGCACACUAAUGCCAACAUAUUUGUACAAAAUUUUGGCUUUAAAAAGGAAAAUCUGAAAUUACUUUAGAGCUUCGGUCUAAUGCCAGCCUCAUUUACUUAAA